Verticillium dahliae VdLs.17 is the source of this 2235-nucleotide messenger RNA. RefSeq lists its product as uncharacterized. The transcript has 5 exons. Gene Ontology annotation, cellular component: nucleus. The coding region runs from base 1 to 2235 and encodes 744 amino acids. Gene Ontology annotation, biological process: DNA-templated transcription; regulation of DNA-templated transcription. The record is from RefSeq and is a predicted model, not a curated record. Gene Ontology annotation, molecular function: DNA-binding transcription factor activity, RNA polymerase II-specific; DNA binding; zinc ion binding. NCBI's taxonomy places the organism in Eukaryota, Fungi, Ascomycota, Sordariomycetes, Glomerellales, Plectosphaerellaceae.
AUGGAGAUGGAGGACCACAGGGUGUAUGCCACGGCUGAUGUACCCCCCAACGUUCGAGCGCCGCCCAAGAAACGCAGGCGCAUCGUCAUCUCGUGCACCGAAUGCCACCGGAGGAAGCAAAAGUGCGAUCGCGACCUGCCCUGCGCCAAUUGCAAAGCACGCAAGAAGGAAUCCGCCUGCCGCUACGAAACCAAUGCGCCGACGGCCAAAGAGCGCGGCCAGACGUCGAUCGACAGCAGCAGACCGGGCCACAACGGGCCGACGCUGCCACCACUCCAGAGCCUCGCCGCCGCCGCCGCCAACUGGGGCUACUCGCCGUCCGGGGGCUCGACCAUUGGCUUCCUCAAGAAGAUCGAAAGCGCCAACGGCGACACGAGCCUGUCCGCCUCGGCGCCGCCGACCGACGACGAACACUACGCCAUCAAGGAGCAAUACAAGUCCCUCAUCAGGCAGCUCCCGGCCAAGGGCUACAUCGAGCGGCUGAUCAAGAUUUACUUUCGCGAGUUCAACCACAACUACUAUCCCUUGGAUGAGGACAUCUUCCUCGUCCAGCUGGCCGAGUGGAACAACCUGUCCUUCAACACCCUGUCGUCGUCGGGGCCGCAGGGGCUGUCGCCUGACCUGCGCGUCUUCCCCGCCCUGCUCUUCCAGGUCCUCGGCACCGCCCUGCUCAUCUUGACGGACGAACCUCACGAGUUCUACGACCACCUGAAGUAUGCCGGGAGCAUGAGCUUCGAGGACCUCGCUGCCGACUACAGCGAGUCUGGCAUGAGCAUCCUCAAUCUGCUCGGCAAACGGCACCUGACGCUCUCCGCCGUGCAAACCACCUUUUUGCGGGCCAACUUUUUGAAACACGUCGGCAAGGUGACAGAAUCCUGGCAUGCGAUUGGGAGCGCAAUCAAGGAUGCGCAGGAGAUUGGCAUGCACAAGGACGCCCUGGAUCCGCAGCCAGCCAGCGACUCGACAGAGGACAUUUUGGAGAACCAGUGGCUCAUUCAACGAAGGCGACGGGUGUACAUGGUGCUCAUGAUGUGGGACGUCCACUGCGGGGUCGUGUUGGGCCGGCCAGGCACCAUACACUGGAAAUCGGCGUCGGCAAAGCCAAGCAUGCCGAUAGACGCGCCCAUACCCAAGGAUCGAAGAAAGACACCGGUCGUCUUGCGAGACGAGGAGCGCGACCCGCCGACGCCCAUCACGAAGCAGCUGCAGUCUUUCAAGCUGCUGAGUCCCCUGACAGAGGUCAUCGAGUUGGAGCAGGAUGGGCCCUGUCCAAAGAACUACGACAAGGUAGACCGCAUCCACCACCUCAUUUCGAGGCUCGCUGAAGAGACGCCUGCCUAUCUGCGACUCAUCAACCCGGACAGGCGCUGGGACAACCAUCCAGACUGCUCCUGGUGGCUCCAAUCGUGCCGAUUCUGGAUCCAUCCACUUCAGCAUUUCAACUUUAUUGCACUCCAUCGACCCUAUGUCUUCAACAGGCAAGAGAGCCGGGCGGUCGCACUGCGCGCCAGUAUCGACACAUUGCAAGCACAGAUGGAGAUGUUCCAGAGCAUGGAUUCCAAGGCGUGGAGGAACUUCCUGCUUUUCUUCGGCAGCUUCGACGCCGUGGUGCUCAUGGCUUCCAUCUACAUCCUCUUCCCCAAGGAGAAUAUGGAGCUCGCGAGCACGGCCUUGCAGCAGUUCCAAUGGACGCAGGAGCGGUUCGAGGCCAUCGCGGACCGCAACCGGCUGGCCAACUCGGCGCGCGGCGUGCUGCAGGCCAUUUACAAAAAGUUCCGCAAGGUCAUCGAGAACCAGCUGCCGCCGCGCAGCAGCACGUCGAGCCUCUCGCGGACGCCCGGGUCGACGGCCGACAGCCUGGCGUCGGCGCGCGAGUCGGUCUCGACGGGCCUCACCAACUUUGACACGUCGCCGCCCAUGGACGCGCACGACAUGGACGACAAGCACAUGGUCAUGCCGCCGGCCGGCGCUGCCGACGCGGCCUACCCGCCGCCGCAGCCCCAGGUGCCGACCGACUGGUCCAUGCCGGCCAACUUUGACUUUGCCAACAUGGCGCCGCUGUUCCCCAUGAACGACAUUAUCACGCACGACCUCAACAUUGUCGGUGGCGGCAUGGCCUGGAGCCCGCCCUCGGCGCCGGCGCAGCAGCACAUGGUGCCGGGCAUGUUCGAGGGCGACUUUGGCGGCGACAGCUUCUGGAGCCUGAUGAACCAGUACGAGCCCGGGCCGAUGUGA